AUGUCGGCCAAGGGCAAAGAGCGAGCGCUAUCGCCAGCGAAGGGCGAAGCGCCACACGUCUCCACGCGCCAGUGGAUCAAGUGGGAGGGCGAACAGAGCAGCGAACCCACCAACACCCUCGUCGUCACCUCUGCCGGAAACCGCUUCGUCGACAUUCGCGUGAAGAAAUACGACCCAAACAGUGGCGUCCACGAUUUCCCAGGUCAGAAUGCAUCUACCAACUCGUACUCACACGCAAACGCUGAUCUAUCUCAUCAGGUAUCCAAGGUUUGCACCAAUUGGAUUGGGCAUUCGCAGGCACAUCUUCGUCGGAACGCAAGCAAGGCGAACAUUUCCAGACGCACUCGAAAUGGUUCCACUGGAUCGACUCCAAUUCCGCGCACCCAGACGAAUUCAAGGACGAAGGCACCAUGAUUCCCGAUUCUUCUGGCAGAGUGCUCGAGCACGGCACGAUGAUCCAUCCGGUCAAGGGCGAAAUGACACCAUACACAGAGUGCUGGUUGGAUGCGCCACUGAAGAAGACAGCCGAGCAAGAUCAAGGAAUCUGGAACGCUGUCCUGGUGUUGGACGAACCUGAAAAGAUGCGCAGAGGCAUGGUUAUUCGAGUAGGGCAGGUAUGCCAGGGCAUUUUACGCGAGGGAGCAAGGUUCACGGUGGAGCAAUGGACGUGGGCCGUCGAAGGAGGAUGGAAGAGGUUGACUCGCAUGGGCGAUGACUUCCUCCCGUGCGGCAUGGCAAUGGAUCCGGAGAGAUUGGGUAAGACCGUCACCUUCAAACACCCCGAGGGACCAGACAAAGAUCAUGUCUGGGAGGUAAAGGAGCGCAAAUUCUACUGA
Molecule: messenger RNA, 836 nt
Organism: Lecanosticta acicola
Lineage: Eukaryota; Fungi; Ascomycota; Dothideomycetes; Mycosphaerellales; Mycosphaerellaceae
Source: the annotation of a GenBank genome assembly